CGGCCCGCAGGCCCCGCCCCCGGCGCCCCGCCGGUGUGCAGCGGGCGGCGGAUCGCCGGCUAAUAUCCCACACAGAAAGUGAGACUGAAUAACAUGCACAUGCUGAUACUGGAGGAGAGGCUGAAGGACAUCCUGUUUUGAUUUAGCAGAAGUGUUAUUCUUUGGGGUGAAAUGAAGAAUUUGGUUCUGUUUUGGAAACAUUCUGAUUUCUAAUGCAACUGAGCUUCAGUAGCCUUUUUUUCAGUACUGAUUUCAACAGAUGAAAAAGAUGCAGAACCUGUCACUGGUAGAAAGUCCUACUAAUACAGACACACCACACCAGAUGUCUCUAAAAGACCUAGUAGUUGAAGUGGGUGGUUUGUCUCUAGCUGAAAGUGACUGUAACUUGGAUGAAAGGACAAAUAAUGAAGAAAUUGUUAAUCUCAGAGUAAUGCAGCAAAGCCUCUCUGUGGGGAAUAGCAAAGGGAGAAGUUGUGAGGGGUUUUCUGAGCGCAGUUACAGUACCUCAGAGCUCAGCGGUUCCUGGGGUGAUUUUGAAGGCUUCAAGGGGUCCUUAGACAAAUCAGAGAGACUCAGGCAUAAUCUUGAAGUUUUGGUGAAGUCAGCAAAAACUAACAGCAUUGAUAUGGACGUGAGCAGCGGACAUUGUAGCACUUCUGCUGGUCACUUUUGUUCCGAACCAUCUCUCCACAGUGGGAUACAGGAGUCUUCCAGCUCUUUAAAUGAGGCAAACCACAGCUAUGAGGAUAUAUUUAAGUUGGGCUUUCCAGAAGUCUUUGUAUCACAGUCCAGAGAGAGCAUAAGAAGCUUAGAUCAAGUACUUGAUACAAAUAAUGAAGAUGUUGGGAUUCCUGAAUUUGUGAAGAAUCAACUUUGCAUUGAUUCUGGAAACAUAUGGAGAACACUUAGAGACUUUGAUAAUACCCUCAGUUUAAGACAUCCUUGGAAUAAAUCUCAUUGCCAAGAAAACCUCUUGAGUGUUCUUGGAAUAGAUGCAAAUCAAAAGGACUUUUUGGAGAGCCAGGAUGACACUAUUGAGGAAUCAAACUUUAAAGAUAAUGAUGACUUCAGAUCUGAUGGAUUCGGUAUUAAUGACUGCAAAGCACUGAUCCAGACUAAGCUUUCUGUAUCACCAGAUUCCAGACAUGGUCAUCUUUUUACCUGUAACCUCUUUUUGAAAACCACAUCGCCAAAUGGAAACAUGCAAUAUAUAACAAUCCCAAGGAAGAAGCACAUUUUCACUGCACACAACCUAAAAAUGAAAUUUUUCAGUAGUGAUGUUUGUUGAACCAAAUGCACUUUUAAUUUUUUUUUCUUUUUCUUUCUGUUGGAACUGAAUGCAGUUUACCUUCAUUUUGUUACUGGCUAGGUACUAUAGACUACAUGAUAUUCCUUAGGAAAGUGACAUACUACUGUAUAUGAGGUACCUGAAGCCACAUUAUGAGAAGAUAUUUAUUAUAUUUAGUUGUGAAGUCAAAAGUGUAAUUUUGUCCUGCUAAGUUUUGCUGCAGUCAGGUCUCUUACAGUAAAUGCAGCUGCAGUCACACUUUAAAGAUACUCCGGUGGACUACUCUCCUAACUACUGACCUUUCAGGCCUUAAAAUGCCCCUUCAAUGAAAAACCUUGUUUCCCUGCCAAAAUCUAAACACACCUCAGGUGUGUUGUGGUGUGCCUUGUCACCAUCUCUCUUCAUAUUUGGUCCAGUUUGGAUCAGCUGAGGUCUGUUACUUUGCCACUGCUGAAUAUGAGAGGAGCCUUCUACACCUGGUGGCUUUCACUGCAGUUUAGGAAAAUAAAACUGUUUUAACUUCUAUCAGAUAAAGCCUACUGAUAAGGGUAGAGUCAGUGAAAAGUUUUGUUCUGGCAUUGGUUUCUAACUGAAAUAAAUCACUGCUAUGAAGCUGAUUUUAACAGGACUUCUUGGAUUAAUCCAGCUAUCAAACACUUACACCACGCCUAACCACGCUUGUUAAAGCUUAACAAGCUCUGGUUCAGGACUUGCUGUAAAUCACUGCCCUUUUAAAGUUUUAUUGUAACUAUCGACUAUGUUGCCCCUCUUCCUGCAUACUUGAGUGCCAGAGGGGAUGCACUUCACUGUCGUUCCUAUGAUCCACGCUGCUUCCUUGCCAACUGCAAAAGCUUCAUUUAUUCAUUGGUAAUAACUUUUAUGCAAGUUACUAAACCAUUUACUGCUUUGGCCCUUCUGAUUGAGAAUUUUAUAUGGCUUUUUAUUUUAAAGAGUUUCUAAGCACUGCAACCGAUGUGCUAAAAGCAGGGAAAAAAACCCUGGAUAUUCCAAAACUAAAUCUAUUAUUUAAUGAUGUGACUACUCUGUUCUUCAAAUUAAGACUACUACAAAGCACUGGCAGACUCCAACCCUUAAUCUAGUAAACUGUUCAGUGGUGAAAUUAAGGUUAUUAUAACAACUUUAGCAAUGUUUGUGGCACCUCAGUGCUAUUGGCAUAGGAUGAACUGUGUGUUGGUUGCUCAGUAAAUGGGAACAGGCCCUUUGGAAAAGUGCUGUUUGGAAGUGGCUCAGCAGCUUCCCUGGCCCUAGAGGCAGUUCUGCAGUGCCAGACUGAAAACUCCACGUGGAUGGAAGAGCACGGUCAACUUUUUCACUUAACACUGGAUUUGAAUUACUUUUCAAUUUCCUUUGUAUGUCUUUCAGAACACUUAAACAUGUAUUAAAUAGGUUGUAGUCAUAAACUCACAAAAAAAUAAAUUGCCAAUAAAUGAGGAAUGGAUAGUUGAGGUUGGUAAUAAACAUUGAAAUCAAGUAAUAAUCAAGUCCCAUUUUUAUGCUUUUGGAAAAGCAGGACCCUGCAAGAGGGGCUCAAGGAGGCAACGUGUAGCAUGUAUAGCACCAGCUGAUGCACCAUACCUUCCCAGUUUGCUUUUGCUACCACCAGACGACUGUAUCCAAGCUUGUUUUGCCCUGUUACCCCACAACGGGGUGAUUACAUCAUCUCUCCCUCAUAGCAGCAGGUUUUUCAGCCCUGUCCAAGGUAGACUGGAGAAAAACGCAGUUUCAGCCCUUUAUGAUUCAGUGGGAGAAAAACCUGCUGGGGACCCAAAGGUGAUGGGCUCCACCUUUCAGGUCUUUCUUUUCUGGAGAGUUGCUUUGGGCCACCCAAGCCCUUACUGCCCAUAAACAUGUGCUACACAGCUGAGACACCUUUUGUCCCCUGUCCUCAGUCUGAAAUGAACAAGUUCGUCUCUUCAGAGAAAAAGACUAGCAGCUUUGAAAUUACAAAAUAAUUCAAUUCAAUUUCAUGAUUGUGGAGUCCUGGCAGCCCUCCAGCCCUCAUCAGAAUUUGGACACAAUCGGCAUACUUGGGGGUACUCACAAAGAUAAAAUUGCACCGUUUCUCUUGACUGACAAGAGAGCAAGCUCAGAGACACAAGCCAAAUUUUAGUUUCCUGUUUUCAGGUAUAUUGCACAGUAGAAAACAGCCUUGCCUUUGCUGUUCCCCUGGGCAAUGAGGGGUGCCGGAAUCCCCUCUGGUGUGUUUUGCACAAAUAGCAGCUGGUCAUUUCCUUUAGUCAUUUGCUUGUUCCUGCCUUCCCCAGCGCCCAGCCACUGCUGUGCACCCACUCCUGCUGCAGGUGCUCCGUCUGUGAAAAUGAUGCACGGAGAAAAUAAAACUUUUUUUCUUAGAAUGCUUUAAACUACAGAUUUCAUCAUUUCUAAUCUCGGCUGUGAAAUACUGAGUUUUGAUGAACUAAACAUGUUACUGUGCUCUGUGCUUGUGGAAGGCAAAUACAACUUUUGACAUCUGCUUCGGAUUUUGAGAAAGUGAA
Tyto alba (common barn owl) is the source of this 3804-nucleotide messenger RNA. RefSeq names its product clathrin binding box of aftiphilin containing 1 (gene CLBA1). Bases 260 to 1288 code for a protein of 342 amino acids. Gene Ontology annotation, molecular function: clathrin binding. NCBI's taxonomy places the organism in Eukaryota, Metazoa, Chordata, Aves, Strigiformes, Tytonidae. Gene Ontology annotation, biological process: intracellular transport. The record is from RefSeq and is a predicted model, not a curated record. Gene Ontology annotation, cellular component: AP-1 adaptor complex; trans-Golgi network membrane. The transcript has 6 exons.